This is a messenger RNA of Aspergillus steynii IBT 23096, 2189 nucleotides long. RefSeq names its product putative endosomal sorting complex protein TSG101. The transcript has 4 exons. Gene Ontology annotation, cellular component: ESCRT I complex. The coding region runs from base 228 to 2024 and encodes 598 amino acids. The record is from RefSeq and is a predicted model, not a curated record. Lineage: Eukaryota; Fungi; Ascomycota; Eurotiomycetes; Eurotiales; Aspergillaceae. Gene Ontology annotation, biological process: endosome to lysosome transport; protein transport; protein modification process. Gene Ontology annotation, molecular function: ubiquitin binding.
UUCGGACUGGGGAUGCUUCCUUGCAAGAAGGGAGCCCGUUGAAUUGCCUCGGUCAAUUUCGCGUCAUUCUCCCUUUGCUCCACGGACGUUCGCAGACCGCCGACCGAAUCCUGGCCCACCGGACGAAGCCAAGACCACUGCGGGGAGCCGAUCGAUGACCCUCGCGAUCUCGUCACAUCCAACUCCCAAUCAAUCAUGCUCCCUGUCCUCGCAUCUGCCCCGUCAACAUGGCUGCGGUGCCGCAGAGGACGCUCAACUGGCUCUACAGCGUCCUGAUCAGGGACCAUUACGAUUCCAGGCAGACCUACCAAGACCCCAACCGAACCUAUUACGACGUUGCCAACGUGUUGGCCCAGUACCCAUCUUUAUUCCCGCGGACAGAGGUGUACACCUACGAGACCGGUUUCUCCGCCCUCUUACUCCAACUCUCGGGGACCCUGCCAGUGACAUUUCGUGGCACCGUAUACAAAUUCCCGGUAGUGAUAUGGGUCCCCAAUACCUAUCCUCGCGAACCACCGAUCGUUUACGUGUCGCCGACUAAGGAUAUGGCUGUUCGAGUUGGGCAGCAUGUCACAUUGGAAGGGAGGGUCUAUCAUCAUUAUUUGGCACACUGGGCAGGGGCAUGGGAAAGAUCAUCGCUAGCUGACCUCGUCUCGAUACUCCGAGAGGUGUUCGCCAAGGAGCCGCCCGUCCAAUAUAAACAGCAACAACAGGUCCCUCUGCGACCUCAGCAGCCACAACAAGUACAAGCACCUCCACCUCGUCCUCCUCUCCCACCAGAGCUUGGAUCUCCAGCGCAUUCGUCUCCGACGACGCCUGGCGUGUCUUCUCCCCAGCCAGCAGCUCAGGCACCACCGCCUCCCCCGAAACCGGGGCAAAUAGUAUCUCCCGAGCAGCCUCAGCAAAGCACCACCGUACGGCAGCCCAACACCCCUCCUCCAAUUCCUCCACUUCCGCCAAAGGAGCAGGAUCUCCGAAGAAUAUCUCUUCAUCAGCAUGCGGGUAUUAGCAGUCCCGGGAGUGGACAAGCUCAAUAUGUUCCCGAGCGAGGUGGUGCACCACAAGGACCGUCGAGUCCAUAUUAUCAUCAUCAGCACCAGGCUCCCGUAACACAGCCAAUUCCGGCGCAUACGCAAGGUCCGGCUCAUCCUCCGCUUGGUAAUGGUGUCACUGCCCACCCUCUACCCCAGAAUGUACCUCCUAGGCCGCAACAGCAACAGCAACCGCCAUACAUCCCACCGCAGCAAGCUCCACCCCAACGUCCGAUGUAUCAGCCAGCAGGUGCACAGUAUCAGCAUCCACUACCUCAGUCAGCUGCUGGUCAUCCUGCCCCUCGCGCGUUCCAUCAAACUAUCCCCGUCGCGCAACCCGCAGCACAGCCGAAAAAAGAAACCCCCGAUCUCCUUACUUCGCCCUUCGAGCUGGAACUCCCCUCGAUUGCACCCACCGGCCCGGCGCCCCCGAUCCCUCCCAAUCCCGAGAAAGACGCUCUUCUGCAAGCCGUGUCAAAGACUCUGGCCGAAACCCUCCAGACCAACGUUGCGCAGUCUGAAACGGCCGCUCACUCCCUUAUUUCGCAAUCGCAGUCCCUGCAUGCCGCCGUUGCCACGCUGCAAGGCGAAAUCUCGUCACUGAACAACUUUAACGCAACACUGCAGUCCAACAGCUCUGUCCUGCAACAGUCUCUUCAUCGUGCCGACGGCGUCAUCGCGGACGCGCAGACCCGCAUCUCGUCAUCCACCGCGCAGUCCAGCUCAGACCCCGUCCCCUCCGGACUCCCUCCCAUCGACGACGUCCUUGUCGCCCCUACUGUCGUCGGCAAACAACUCUACGAUCUCGUCGCCGAGGAGCGUGGCAUCCAACAGGCCAUUUACGCUCUCCAGUCUGCCCUGGUCAAGGGAGUCAUCGGCGUUGAAACUUGGUCGCGACAUACUCGUGGCCUUGCGCGCGAAGCAUUCCUGAAACGCGCCCUGAUCCGUAAAAUCGGCAAGGGAAUGGGUCUCGAAGAACAUCCACACUUAUAGAUGGCAUCGUAUCUUGUGCGCGUCGUUUUCGGGUUGUCCGUGUGUCAAGUCUCCUAGAACUCGGGUCGUGGCAUUGGUCCUCGGAGUAGUUUGGCUACUUUACUUGUAUAUACCUGCCCCAUUUCCUCCAUCUACAGUUGGCCUUCUCAUUAAUUUUGUUCUUCC